CUGCGAGGUUUGUGGAAGAGAUGAAAAUGUUCGUCACAGCCCAACCACGAAUAUCCGAAACCGCUCCGAGUGGUCUUUACUUAUAAGAAGCCGGCUGCUGCUCCUGUCACUUCCCUUGAAUCUCAGCCGGCGCAAAUCUCGCUGCCCAAUAUUGGUUCUUGACUGACCGCUCUGUGCUCUUCUCUUGGACAAUCGAUAUCGAUAUGCUCCCUCGGUAGCCCCGCGAUACUGGCCCACGACACUUCAAGUCUUUCUUUUCCUCCACCUACCAUACCACACACCGGAUGGCGGUUUAAACAUCGCAGGAAGUGAUUACACCCUUUCUUGCCAGUUGCCAAACUUUAAUUACGGUUACCUGCUUUCGCCUCGUCCCGUCCUUGACAUCAUUGUCCCAACAGGAACUGUGAAUCGUUGCAACAUAUUUCCGAAAAUUGCAACAUCUUCCGAAACAGUCAACGUCGAUUGUUGCACCAAAAUCCAAAUUGCUGUCCGUUCCGUAGUUUGACGACGUUAUUGGGAAUCAGUUCUAGAAAUACAUUAUUCCUAGACCAGCGCAUCCAUUACCCACUUCUUCCUAUAACGAGCCCAUUCCAAGGAUCGCUUAGUCGUAUAAGAUGUCGAUUGCUGCAACCGCAGACUUUGCGCCUCCUUCCCCUCCUACCACCAAAGCGAAGGGAAGGGAAGCAUUGAUGGACGCUUUGGAAGAUAUUACAUUUGGCUCGGUAAGCUUCUUGUGACCAAAUGAUGACUCAACUAACAAAGAUCAGAUUGCCGGUGUGGCAGGCAAGUACAUCGAAUAUCCCUUCGACACGGUAAAAGUACGCCUACAAUCCCAGCCUGAUCACCUUCCUCUCCGUUAUACCGGUCCCAUAGACUGCUUCAAACAAUCCCUUCGAAAUGACGGCUUCAUUGGGUUAUACCGUGGAAUAAGUGCACCAUUGGUAGGAGCCGCUCUCGAAACCAGCAGUCUGUUUUUCUGGGAAAGAGUAGGUAGGGAAUCCCUCUUCUCAGCAGGAUUAUACAACCGCGAAAAGCCCCUUCCACUAUCCGCACUAUGGCUCACAGGUGCUAUCUCCGGCGCAUUCACAUCUCUCGUCCUCACACCUGUAGAGCUGGUAAAAUGCAAAAUCCAAGUCCCAGCAACCUCAAUCUCAGACGGCAUACGUCACAAAGCUCCUACACCAUUAACCGUUAUUCGAGAGGUGUUUCGACACCAGGGAAUCAAGGGCUUCUGGAAUGGCCAACUAGGAACCUUAAUCCGUGAAACCGGCGGUUGCGCAGCAUGGUUCGGAAGUAAGGAAACCGUCACUCUCCUCUUCCACCGCUUCAACAAUCGCCAUUCCCAUACCGUUGCGAAUCCCUCGUCAGAACUAGAAUUACCACCACUACCCUUAUGGCAACAAGCUCUCGCCGGUGCUUCCGCGGGAAUGUCAUACAAUUUUCUCUUUUUUCCAGCUGAUACUAUUAAAUCAAGGAUGCAGACGAGUUCGUUAGCACCAGGUGCCCCGCCAUUACGCUUUUGGAAUGAAGGCGUGGUACUUUGGAGACAGUACGGACUCAAGGGACUUUAUCGAGGUUGUGGGAUUACGGUAGCUAGGAGUGCGCCGAGUUCAGCGUUUAUCUUCAUUGUUUUUGAUGCAUUGAAGUGGAGGUUUCAUAUGAGCUGAAUUCGAAUACAGUAGAAGGAUUUGCGGCGGGUUUGGACGUACAUACCUACCUGCCUGUGGAAAGAGUGGAGGGUUGUAUAGACUCAGUAUUUGCCGGACCAAAAAGAAAGGAAGGAACUUCUCAUUGCAUAGAGAGAGAUAAAGAUGAAAUAUGUCAAGAUGGCAUUUCUGGAUAUAGAGUCGGUCGGCGGGAGGAAAGUCUUUUUUGUGGCGUUAGGUAUUGAUGGGAUUUCAGUGUCAUCGAAAAGUCAUCCUUCUUUGGUUUGGGAUAUGCACAUCGGAGACGAAGGAGUUUGGCGUGUGCUAUGGAUUGCCAUACAAUUCAAUUUUUGGUUAAGAGAAAGAGGAGGAGAGAAACGAAAAGAAAGGAAAGGAAAGCGGAUAUUUAGAUCUAGACUAGAUUAGGUAUACAGACUAGAUUU
Messenger RNA from Hymenoscyphus albidus, 2089 nucleotides. The record is from the annotation of a GenBank genome assembly. Lineage: Eukaryota; Fungi; Ascomycota; Leotiomycetes; Helotiales; Helotiaceae.